This is a messenger RNA of Lachancea sp. 'fantastica', 684 nucleotides long. The record is from the annotation of a GenBank genome assembly. NCBI's taxonomy places the organism in Eukaryota, Fungi, Ascomycota, Saccharomycetes, Saccharomycetales, Saccharomycetaceae.
AUGGAUUCCAAAUACGAUCAAGAGACCUUCAAGAAGGCUGCUCCCAAGUUGCCGCUUUCCAAAGUCAAGAAAAUUGCUAAAACUGACCCCAUGCACAUCAUCACUUCACAAUCUGCUGUUGCUGCUGUUGCAUUUGCUACAGAGCUGUUUGUUCAGGUUCUGACUGAGGAGGGGCUUGCGCUGUCUCAGCUCGAGAAACCUAACGGGUCAAGACUGACUUUACGGUAUGACAACCUUGCUGCCGUGGUAGCAGACUCUGAUCGAUUUGCAUUUCUGUCGGAUGUGAUCCCAGAGACACACAAUCUCGUGGCUUUGACACGAGGAAACCGGGUGCGCUACACUGCAUUGGCUCCAGAUCAAAGUGUUCUCCCAUUCAGAGCUCAAGAUACAGCUCCAGCUGCUGAGAACGAUGGUGAUGCUCCAGAGGAAGAUGCAGACGAUGGCGUUGAACCAGAGCAGGAAGAAGCUGAACUAGACGGUGGAUUUGCCGAAGAUUUCGAUCUUACGCAAGACGGAGACCAGAAACAUCAAGAUGAGUCUGAUAAUGACAAUCCGCAAUUGCCGGGAGAAGAAUUGGAACCCGAGCCCGAUACUGAAGAACCGGAAGAGCUCGACGAACCGGAAAAUGCGGGAAAUGAAGCAGACAAAGAUGAUGCGUUAAUGGAUUCGGAUCAAGAAGAUUAA